This is a messenger RNA of Aplysia californica (California sea hare), 543 nucleotides long. Its product is annotated as kynurenine/alpha-aminoadipate aminotransferase, mitochondrial-like. Bases 34 to 543 code for a protein of 169 amino acids. Gene Ontology annotation, molecular function: pyridoxal phosphate binding; transaminase activity. The record is from RefSeq and is a predicted model, not a curated record. The transcript has 6 exons. Gene Ontology annotation, biological process: biosynthetic process. Lineage: Eukaryota; Metazoa; Mollusca; Gastropoda; Aplysiida; Aplysiidae.
AGCAUCAUCCUAGAAGAAGAGGUCUACAGUACAAUGACAUCCAUGGUGAAGCUCCAAUGCUCGGCAGUUCCCAUAUCCCACGAUGACCAGGGUAUUUUGGCCGACGACCUGGAAGAACUGCUGUCCACUUGGCCACAGAAAUACCCGGACAGACCCAGGCCCAAGGCACUCUACGCCAUCACAGCUGGGAACAACCCCAGAGGUUACAACUGGUCUGAGGAGCGUAUGGUCGACAUCUACCAGCUUUGUAGGAAAUACAACCUCCUUAUUCUAGAUGACGGAGCUUAUUACUUCGUGCAGUUUGGACAGAAACGGAGUCGAAGCUUCCAGUCGCUUGACGUCGAUGGCAGAGUCAUCCGAUUUGACACCUUUUCCAAAAUAGUUGGAGCUGGUUAUCGCCUGGGGUGGGCGUCGGGACCCAAAAGUAUCAUAGACAAGGUCACCUACGACAUACAGCUGACCACGAUUCACGCCAACGCAUACUCACAGGCACUCAAGUGUUUAGCGGACCUCAUUCGAGAGCAGAAAGGUGCUGAGCAAUGA